AUGUGUAUAAUUAUAGUUCAUUUGGCUUAGGCUGUGGAUGCAUGUCAUUUUUUGAUCCAGCCAAGGAAUUAUUGCCAAAAGAGGAGGAGUUGAAGCUGGCAAAUAAAGAAGUAUGCUCUGUAAAUCACAAACUUAGUUAACAGUGCUUGGACAGUGCAAACAGUUGCAAUGUCCACCUCUCAGGCUCACUUGAUUUUGGAGAAUUAUAUCGGUGGCCAGUUUGUACCAUGUUCCUCAUAUCUAGAUUCUUAUGACCCAUCUAUUGGCCAAGUAUAUUGCAAAGUACCAGAUAGCGGCAGGGAAGAGGUGGAAGCUGCUGUCACAGCUGCCCAAAAUGCUUUCCCAGGUUGGUCUGCCAAAAGUCCACAGGAAAGGUCAAAAAUAAUGAGCAAGCUAGCAGAUCUUAUUGAAGAAAAUCUGGAGUCAUUUGCGCAAGCAGAGUCAAAAGAUCAAGGAAAAAACAUUACUUUUGCCAGAACAGUGGACAUACCCCGAGCAAUAUACAAUUUUCGCUUUUUUUCAUCAUCUAUCCUUCAUGAGACAACAGAAUGUACACAGAUGGAUCACAUGGGCUGCAUGCAUUAUACUGAAAGGUCACCAGUGGGAAUUGCUGGUUUAAUUAGUCCUUGGAAUUUGCCACUUUACUUACUGACCUGGAAAAUUGCCCCUGCUGUCAUGUGUGGAAAUACUGUAAUUGCCAAACCGAGUGAAAUGACAUCUGUCACAGCCUGGAUGAUGUGCAAACUUCUGAAUAAAGCAGGUUUUCCUCCGGGUGUGAUAAAUGUCGUGUUCGGAAGUGGGCCCAAAGCUGGAGAUGCGCUUGUUUCCCAUCCGGCGGUAUCUCUGAUUUCCUUCACUGGGAGCACACUCACUGGCCAGCAAAUCAUCCAGAGGUCUGCUUUGUACUGUAAGAAGCUUUCCUUGGAGCUAGGAGGCAAAAAUCCAGCUAUCAUUUUUGAGGAUGCCAACUUGGAUCAAUGUAUUCCUGCCACUGUAAAAUCCAGUUUUGCUAACCAGGGUGAAAUAUGCUUAUGUACCAGCAGAAUCUUUGUUCAGAAAAGUAUUUCUAAAGAAUUCUUGAGAAGGUUUGUGGAAGCUGUUAGAAAAUGGAAAGUUGGAAAUCCUUCAGAUCCCACAACUGAUAUGGGAGCAUUGAUAAGUAAAGAUCAUUUAGCAAAGGUGAAGAAGUAUAUCCAGCAGGCUCGGGCAGAAGGGGCCAAGAUCCUCUGUGGAGAAGGAAUAGACUCACUGGAUCUUUCUCCAAGAAACCAGAAAGGCUAUUUCUUGCCUCCCACAGUUAUCACAGAAAUUGAUGAUAAUUCUUGCUGCAUUCAGGAUGAGAUUUUUGGUCCUGUAGCUUGUGUAAUGGUGUUUGACACAGAAGAGGAAGUGAUUAGGAGAGCCAAUGGAGUCAAAUAUGGCCUGGCAGCCACAGUCUGGUCAAACAAUGUGGGCCGGAUACAUCGAGUUGCUAAAAGACUCCAGUCUGGAUUGGUGUGGACCAAUUGUUGGCUUAUCAGAGAUCUGAAUUUGCCCUUUGGGGGAAUGAAAGCCUCAGGGAUAGGUAGAGAGGGAGCUAAAGAUUCCUAUGAAUUUUUUACUGAGGUGAAAACAGUUACCAUAAAAUAUACUGAUGUGAACUGAUAGGAAAUAAUUCGUGCCAUAAUUCUG
Molecule: messenger RNA, 1671 nt
Organism: Protobothrops mucrosquamatus (brown spotted pit viper)
Lineage: Eukaryota; Metazoa; Chordata; Lepidosauria; Squamata; Viperidae
Gene: ALDH8A1
Product: aldehyde dehydrogenase 8 family member A1
Exons: 8
Coding region: 169-1644 (491 amino acids)
Biological process (GO): retinoic acid metabolic process
Molecular function (GO): retinal dehydrogenase (NAD+) activity
Source: RefSeq, a predicted model, not a curated record